ACCACUAUAUAUAUAUAUAUAUAUAUAUAUAAUCCCAACACCUUACACCAACCCAAUAGUUCCACUUGCAUAUCAACAACAACAACAAUGGCCUCAUGGAAGAAAACCAUUGCCACCCCUUUCAAAAAAGCUUGCACUUUCUUCAACCAGCAACCCCCCAGAGACCCUAAGAAGUCUCAAACAGAGCAAGAGAACCGGAUUAUGGAUCUCCAUGGUGAGGUGAUGGCAUGUGGGUAUGAAGAUGUUCAAGUUAUGUGGUCAAUUCUUGACAAGUCAAAAUCUUCGGCCUGCAAUAUAACUUCAUCGUGACACCCUCUUGAAGGUUUUUCUGAGUCACGGCUUGUUUUGAUGGAUGAUGAUGAUGAUGUGUGAAUGUAAAGAGUGAUGAUAUAUGUGUAGGUGUUUCAUAGGUUUGGAUCAGUGCCCCUUCUUCAUGGUGCCGAUUUCACUUUGUGAUUCUUGCAAGUCAAGGACUUAUUAUCAUUAACAGGGAAUCCACAUGAUUCGUUAGAGCAAAUCAUGGAGAGAUUUUAUUUUUAUUUUUUAUCAAAUGUACAUUUUUUUUUAAUCUAUUCUCUGUUUUUCUC
Messenger RNA from Vigna unguiculata (cowpea), 587 nucleotides. RefSeq lists its product as uncharacterized. The record is from RefSeq and is a predicted model, not a curated record. NCBI's taxonomy places the organism in Eukaryota, Viridiplantae, Streptophyta, Magnoliopsida, Fabales, Fabaceae.